Molecule: messenger RNA, 1236 nt
Organism: Alternaria ethzedia
Lineage: Eukaryota; Fungi; Ascomycota; Dothideomycetes; Pleosporales; Pleosporaceae
Exons: 4
Coding region: 1-1236 (411 amino acids)
Biological process (GO): regulation of autophagy; cellular response to starvation; cellular response to amino acid stimulus
Cellular component (GO): Gtr1-Gtr2 GTPase complex; fungal-type vacuole membrane; nucleus
Molecular function (GO): GTP binding; GTPase activity
Source: RefSeq, a predicted model, not a curated record
AUGGAGAGCCGCUUUCUUUCACACCGCCCUUCAGCAACCUUCGAUGCUGCUCGCGACAUUGUUCGAGACGAUGGCGCUGAGGAGAGGCGGACAUCCGCUAGCUCAUCUUUACUCAGACCAAGUGCUCAAUUGACCAUGGACCGUUUUCUGCAGGAUCUAUCAAACGCAGAGCAGCCACCUGUUGACUUUGCGCCGCAGUAUCACACUGGUCGCGUCCCCAAUAGCAAGGCGGGAGAUGGCAAGCCGCGGUUGCUGCUCAUGGGCCAGAGAAGGAGCGGCAAGUCUUCGAUAUCAAGUGUCGUCUUUCACAAGCUGCCGCCAAGUGAGACGCUGUACCUCGAAACGACGUACAGGAUAAAGAAAGAGUCCAUGCACUCGUUCAUGGACUUUCAAGUCUGGGAUCUGCCAGGUCAUCUGGACUACUUCGAUCCAGCUUUCGAUACCGACAACAUCUUCGAGGAGAUUGGAGCUCUGAUAUGGGUUAUCGAUGCCCAAGAUGAGUAUCUCGAUGCAAUUGCGCGACUGAACAUGACCAUCCUCAACCUUCAGCAAUCAUACCCCAACAUCAACGUGGAAGUCUUCGUGCACAAGGUCGACGGUCUUUCAGAUGACUUCCGCGGUGACACUUUCCGCGACAUCAUUCAGCGCGUGCAAGACGAACUAUCGGAUCACGGCUAUGAGCAGGCGCCCAUAUCUUUCUACCAGACUUCCAUCUACGACCAUUCCAUCUUUGAAGCCUUUAGCAAGGUGAUCCAGAAGCUCAUCCCACAGCUUCCCACCCUCGAAGCGCUGCUCAACAACUUGUGUGGUGCCUGUAACAUCGAGAAAGCCUACCUCUUCGACAUCAUGAGCAAGAUCUACAUCGCAACAGAUACAAGCCCGACCGAUAUUGGCAGCUAUGAGAUAUGCUCCGACUACAUUGAUGUAGUCAUCGAUGUUAGUGAGAUCUAUGGCUGGGAUCGACCCGAUGAGGGCGAGGAUGAGAGUGAGACUGGUAACAACGAUGCCGAGAGUCUAAUCACCAUGGAGAAGAAGAACAGCAGAUAUCUCUACUUGCGGGAAAUUAACAAGUAUCUCGCUCUAGUAUGUAUCAUGGGCCAGGAUAAUCCAGCGGAAAAGAAAGCCAUCAUCGACUACAACGUCGGCGUCUUCCAAGCAGGACUCAAAAAGGUCUUCCCCAAGAGCGACAGAGAAGCGCAAGUCGAGAUCCGCGAUAUUCACGACGGCGCUGAAUGA